Molecule: messenger RNA, 2156 nt
Organism: Xiphophorus hellerii (green swordtail)
Lineage: Eukaryota; Metazoa; Chordata; Actinopteri; Cyprinodontiformes; Poeciliidae
Exons: 2
Coding region: 279-914 (211 amino acids)
Source: RefSeq, a predicted model, not a curated record
AUAUUUGUUUGGUGGUUUUUACUCUGGACAUUUAGUUCUGAUACACUGAGCAGCCUUUCUCCGCUCUGCUCAGCCGUUCAGAUCCACUAGAGGGCAGCGUUACCAGGUUCUGAGCUCUGCUGUGGUUCUGUGUUCAAGCACUCUGUCGCUCCACAGACCAGGUCCCAUCAGGUGUUCUUGUCUCCCAGGCAGAACAAAUGAGAAACGUUUAUCCGGUUGUUGAACAGCUGCAGCGUUCCCUCCAGAUCCCGGUCUGAAUCAUUCCGACUGGUUCUAGCAUGACACAGUCUGAGUUUGGACUGGUUUUAAUGGGACGGCCCAUCACCAGGCUCAGUGAGGGGAGGAGCUCCACUCUGACAGACUUUGUGUUGGAGCUGAAGAGCUGCUGCGUUCUCUCUGUUCUUCUGUCAGUACCAGGGAAAACAAUGCAGCUGCUGCUUUUCUCCUGCAUGAUGAUGAUCUUCUGCCUUCAGCCAGGAUCCUCUGAGGAUUUACUGACACCAUUUAAAGACGAUCAACUGGAUUUGGAAGGAAACGACGUGACUCUGUCCUGCAACUAUUCAGGAACAGUAAACCUGCUGCUGUGGUAUCGACAGACGCCCAGUUCAUCUCCACAGCUGGUCACCUCAGGAUAUUCAGACACAACAGGAAGGCUUUCUUUGAGACACGAGAAAACAAGAAAGACGUUUCAUCUGCUGAUCUCCUCUGCUGCAGUGACAGACUCUGCUGUGUACUACUGCGCUGUGGAGCCCACAGUGACAGGAAACACCAGAACCCUGUACAAAAACCUGCAGUACUCCACAGCAGCCACUAGAGGGCCUCACUCCCUGUUAAUCUACUGGUUGUUGAGUGUUUGGACAGAAGACAAAGACAACAGUGACAUCAUGUUGCAACUGAACUUGGUGCAGAAAUAAUCCAAGAAGUCUGCAGACAUGUGUAACGCCUGACAUUCUGCUUCCCAGAGUCUGAGAGACUUUCUAAAAUAUGUGAUCUUUAACUAUUCAAAUCUUAGAGAAAUUCUUUCCUCUUCUGUUCUCUUUAGUCAUGUGUCCCUUCAGGCGCACCGUAUGGAGAAGCUGGCUGCCUACAUAGGCCAUGAAAAGGGUUUCUGGAGAUGCUGUCAUAGUUGCUGAAUUGACUAUCAGAUCACAGAGGCAUCAACACAGGCAGGUUGCAUUAAUAAAAUAUGAACAUGUGUUUCAACGUGUUAGAUUUUUUGCAUAGACAUGAGUGUGAAUGUGUUUCUGGUUGAAGAGUGAGACCAUUUGUUGCCUGGAAUUGCAAAAAUGUGACAAGGAAGAGAUCAGCAGAAAUCUUGCAGCAUGAAGCCAAGAGCAGCCAGAAGCAGUUAGCGUUGGAUCCUGGAGGCAGCAGCAGGCAGAUACCAGCAACCCUCAGAGGAGCUACGGGUCGGACUUGGAGGCAGGUCGGCAGCCCCGACGCCACGGAGACUCAGUACCAAACCUCCUAACCCAGUCUGGCACCGCAAACCCCAACGAAGGAUCAGGCCCACAACCCGGCGUCCGUUAGCCUAGCCUAACCUCCCCCCCACUGCCUACAGCGUCCGAAACCUGUUGGGCAGGAAUCAGCUGUUAGCGUUGGCCAGGACUGACAAAGACCAAGCGGGGAGAGAUGAGGUCACUGUGACAUCACCACUAGGGCUGUGACCAUUUCUCAAAUGAUUUGAAAAUUCCCCGAGGAAAUGAUCUGCCUUGAAACUUCGUUAAAUUAAGUUUUGUUAUUUAGCCACCGUGUUCCGGCCUGGUGUUUAUUCAUGAUGCGCAGCGCUCUAACCCUAACCUUUGACCCUGUUCCUCCUGAGACCAACAAUAAUCUCCUUUGUUUUCUUUACAUUUCAGAUGAUUUGACUGUUCCCUCCGUGACCCGAAGCGGUCCACCAGCUCUCUGUACUCAGCCUCUUGUCUGUCUCUGAUAAACCAGCAACUGCAGAGUAAUCUGAGUAUUUCUGUAAUCUGAGUAUUUCUGUAAUCUGAGUAUUUCUGUAAUCUGAGUAUUUCUGUAAUCUGAGUAUUUCUGUAGAUGACAGAAGUCAGUCUUGUGCUGGACGUCUGAAGUGUAGAGAGAGAAAAGGAGCCGAGAUAGACGCUCAGUCCUCCAGUCUCUACCUGUGGUCUGUCAUCAGGUCAUCAGCUGGU